Strongyloides ratti is the source of this 1206-nucleotide messenger RNA. RefSeq names its product Protein quaking. Lineage: Eukaryota; Metazoa; Nematoda; Chromadorea; Rhabditida; Strongyloididae. Gene Ontology annotation, molecular function: mRNA binding. The record is from RefSeq and is a predicted model, not a curated record. The transcript is spliced from 2 exons. Gene Ontology annotation, biological process: regulation of mRNA splicing, via spliceosome. Bases 1 to 1206 code for a protein of 401 amino acids. Gene Ontology annotation, cellular component: nucleus.
AUGGAGACUACUCAACAAAUUGAGAUGAUGAAUAAGAAACUUGAAAAACAUCAUGAGGAUUGUUGUACCACUUUUUUGACACCAAAAAAGAAGACAACUUCAUCUGUUUCCAGUGAAUUAGAAAUAUUAAAGGAGAAUGUUGGAUCAAGAAAUAUUACUAUGGAUUAUCUUAUUGGUCUUCUUAAGGAAAAGAAAUAUCUUAUGAUGUUUCCACAAUUUUUUCCUAACCUUGAUCGUCUUUUGGAUGAGGAAAUUUCACGUGUUAGAAUGUCUCUUUUUCAAUGUGAUUUUACUAAUAUUGAAUUAGAGCUUCCUGAACCUAAAGGUGAUGUUACAGUUGUACAGGAGAAAGUUUUUGUUCCUGUUAAAGAUCAUCCUGAUUAUAAUUUUGUUGGUAGAAUUCUUGGACCAAGAGGAAUGACAGCUAAACAAUUGGAACAAGAAACUGGAUGUAAAAUUAUGGUUAGAGGAAAAGGAUCAUUAAGAGACAAAAAGAAGGAAGAAGAGAAUCUUGGUAAACCAAAUUGGGAGCAUUUGGAAGAGGAGUUACAUGUUCUUAUUCAAUGUGAAGAUACACCUAACCGUUCAAAAAUAAAAAUUAAAAAUGCUAUUAUGCAGGUCAACAAACUUCUUGUUCCAGCACCAGAAGGAUCUGAUGAGUUGAAGCGUAAGCAAUUAAUGGAACUGGCUAUAAUUAAUGGUACAUAUCGUCCAUCCACCAGUCUUAAAUAUCCAAUCUCCAGUCCACGCCUCAUUCCUCCACUUAGUUCUAUACCAACAUUACCUGGUGGAAAUAAUAGAACAAUGUCUUGUCCAAUGUAUCCUAAUUCUCCAUUCAAUCCACCAUCUCCACUUGGUACACCACCACUAUCUGCUGGUAUGACUGAAAAAACUUCAUCACCAAAUCCUCUUCCACAAAUGAGAUUUGACUACAAUUCUUCUACUUUAGAUAGUCUUUUUCAUCAAAUGGGAAUAAAUGGAUUUACAAAUACCUUUUUAGCAGGAGGUGGUGGUUAUCCAACAACACCAAGUGUCUUUAAUACACCAACAAAUCAAGAGACUUUUACUUAUUUUCCUGAUAACAAGAAAUGUUGUAACAAACAAAGACGAUCCUCCACCUCAACAUCUUCUUCAACAGAUAAAAAAAGGACACCUAAUACAUCUGAAUCUAGUGGUAGUGGUAGUGUCAACAAAAAACAUCACUAG